Messenger RNA from Penaeus vannamei (Pacific white shrimp), 1974 nucleotides. The record is from RefSeq and is a predicted model, not a curated record. NCBI's taxonomy places the organism in Eukaryota, Metazoa, Arthropoda, Malacostraca, Decapoda, Penaeidae.
UCCAGUGUUACAGAAGGAUGUCGACUCCCAGUCCUUAUGUCCAGCUGCAGCGACUGGCCGUUGGCAGAGGUCAUCAGCAUCAAGGACUGUGAAACAAAAAAACAGUUCUAUGUUCAUUACAUUGAUUAUAACAAACGGCUUGAUGAGUGGGUGGAUGAAGACAGACUGGAUACGAGGAAGAUCCAGUAUCCCAGAAGGGACUUGGCCUCGGGAACCACGACCGGCCUGAACACACCAAAGAAAACGCUGACAGGUACCACCAACUCGAGACCCUCAUCUCCUGGACUGACGCCAGCUCAGGAUCCAAUAACUGGCCCCUCAGUGUUAGCUGCCUUACAACAAAAGCAACAGAAAAAUAGAAAGAGGAAACUGGACCAGUCAGAGGAGGAAGAUGGUCGGAGAUCGUCAAUUGGCAGUGGAGGUGGAGUAGGGGCAGGAGCUGUAGCAGGAUUAGGAGCAGGAGCUGGAACAGGAGGUGGAGUGGGAGGGGGAGGAGGGAGGAGGGUGAGAGGUGGAGGUGGAGUUGGAGUUGGAGGUUCCAUUGGUGGAGGUGCUUCACUCAGCACUGGUAGUGGUGCGCUAGCAACACUUGGAGGUUCUCUAGGGGGGUCCAUUGGUGGGGGUGGCAUGAACAGCUCCAUCAGUAACCUGGGUGACAUUGAAAUCCCAAAUGUGUUGAAUCAGCAGCAGACCGUUCCCAGGCAGACUGGCUCUUUGGCCACACACUCAGAUGACCAUGCCAUCACAAGAAUCAAGAACAUGAGGAUGAUUGAGCUAGGAAAAUACCGCAUCAAACCAUGGUAUUUCUCUCCAUAUCCACAGGAAUAUACAAACUUAGACUGUAUUUAUAUAUGUGAAUUCUGUCUCAAGUAUAGAAAGAGUAGGAAAUGUUUGGAAAGACAUUUGCAAAAAUGCCCCUUCAAACAUCCACCAGGCAACGAAAUAUACCGCAAAGGGUCCAUAUCUUUUUUCGAGUUAGAUGGCCGAAAAAACAAAUUGUAUGCGCAAAAUUUGUGCCUUCUAGCAAAGCUUUUCCUAGACCACAAGACGCUGUAUUACGACACAGAUCCUUUCCUCUUUUAUGUUAUGACCGAAUAUGAUAAUCGAGGAUAUCACAUAGUCGGAUACUUCUCAAAGGAAAAGGAAUCUUCAGAAGACUACAAUGUAGCCUGUAUUUUAACCCUUCCACCAUAUCAGAGGAAGGGGUAUGGCAAACUACUUAUUGAAUUUAGUUAUGAAUUAUCCAAAUUUGAAGGUAAAACAGGGUCUCCUGAGAAACCGCUCAGUGAUCUUGGACUACUCUCAUAUAGAUCUUACUGGAAGCAAACAAUAUUGGAGAUUCUCAUUGCCCUAAAGCCACAGGAAGGGCAGGAAAAACCACAACUUACGAUAAAUGAAAUCUGUGAGCAAACCAGCAUAAAAAAGGAAGAUGUGAUAUCUACUCUCACGAACUUAGAGUUAAUCAACUACUACAGAGGGCAGUAUAUAUUAACGCUUAAUAAAGAACUUGUAGAGAACCACAAGAAAGUGAUGGAGAAGAGAAAGAUUAGAAUCGACUCCAAGUUUUUGCACUGGACUCCAAAGGACUGGGCAAAGAGGGGCAAGUGGUAGUCUGCUGUGAUAAAUCUAUAUGUAGGAGGAAAAAAAUAGUAAAUUUUAUAGUACAAAUUGAGAACGAUUAUUUUGUAUCAGUUUAUUAUUUUAUGGAUCAUAAGUAAGAUAUUGGAGAUUGUAUUGUAUAUUUGAAUUUGGUGUAACAUGUGUUGAAAAUGAGCAAAUUUGGGAAAGGCAAAAUCCCACAAGAUGAACGAGGAAAUGGAAGACAACAGACAAUCUCAGGCUGAUAGUACUUGCAAUUUCAGUUUCUUGUGAUGAAAUAAACUCAGACAAAGGGGAAAGUGGCAAAGAAUUGUUUCAGUAUACUGGGAAAGGGCUUUGGGUUACUUCACACUUUUAUUAUUAGGUCUUAUGGAA